Messenger RNA from Tarenaya hassleriana, 1609 nucleotides. Its product is annotated as arogenate dehydratase/prephenate dehydratase 2, chloroplastic. The record is from RefSeq and is a predicted model, not a curated record. Gene Ontology annotation, molecular function: arogenate dehydratase activity; prephenate dehydratase activity. NCBI's taxonomy places the organism in Eukaryota, Viridiplantae, Streptophyta, Magnoliopsida, Brassicales, Cleomaceae. Gene Ontology annotation, cellular component: chloroplast; cytoplasm. The transcript is spliced from 12 exons. Bases 48 to 1220 code for a protein of 390 amino acids. Gene Ontology annotation, biological process: L-phenylalanine biosynthetic process.
UCCUUUUUCCUUGCUUUCUUUGCGUAUUGUACUUUUGUUUCACAUCAAUGGCGGUGCAUGUAGUUCGAUUGCCGGCUACUCAGGUUCCUGGCGGAAUCGUCGGAAACCAGUCGGGGAUUGAUCGGAAACCGAUCGAGAUUGUCCGAUUUGGUUGCGGAUCUUCGAAGCGGUGGCGGAGGUUAGCUGUGUCGGCUUCAGUUCGGGGAAACGAUGAAAAUGGCGGAGAUAAGUCUGUUGGGGCUCUCGAGAUGCAUAACGUGUUAGAAGAUCUACCUUAUGAUGUAUUUUCCAGAGAGUCGCCUCUGCUUCCGAAGCCAUUAUCUUCAAGUCAGCUGGUAGAAUCCGUCUCCACUGGAUCUCGGGUUCGUGUGGCUUAUCAGGGAGUUCGGGGAGCAUACAGUGAAUCAGCAGCACAAAAGGCAUAUCCAAAUUGCGAAGCUGUUCCAUGUGAGCAGUUCGACACUGCAUUUGAGGCUGUAGAGCGGUGGCUUGUAGACCGGGCAGUCUUACCAAUUGAGAACUCUUUAGGUGGAAGUAUCCACAGAAAUUACGAUCUUCUGCUGCAACACAAUUUGCAUAUUGUAGGGGAAGUCAAGCUUGCGGUCCGUCAUUGUUUGUUGGCCAACCAUGGUGUUAAAACUGAAGAUCUGAAAAGGGUGCUUAGCCAUCCACAGGCUCUCGCUCAAUGUGAGAACACACUGACCAAAUUGGGGUUGGUCAGAGAAGCAGUAGAUGACACGGCUGGUGCUGCGAAGUAUGUUGCUUUCCACAAACUAAAAGAUGCGGCAGCUGUUGCUAGUGUGGAGGCUGCAAAGAUAUAUGGCUUGAAUAUACUUGCUGAAGAUAUCCAGGACGACUGCGAUAAUGUUACUAGGUUCUUAAUGCUAGCAAGGGAACCGAUUAUUCCUGGCACUGACAAACUCUUUAAGACAAGUAUAGUUUUCUCACUAGAGGAAGGGCCUGGAGUACUCUUCAAAGCACUUGCCGUGUUUGCACUUAGACAAAUCAACCUCACAAAGAUCGAAAGCCGUCCUUUAAGGAAACGACCUCUUCGGGCGUCUGGAGACAACGGACUGAAAUACUUUGAUUAUUUGUUCUACGUGGACUUCGAAGCAUCUAUGGCGGAUCAGGAUGCUCAAAAUGCACUAAGGCAUCUAAAGGAAUUCGCUACGUUUUUGCGCGUUCUGGGAAGCUAUCCAGUGGACACUACGAUGCUCUGAACGUCGUCCUCGUCGUUUGAGCACUUAAAGAAAAGGAAGGAGGGCAUGAGGACUCGAGGAGGGAGACGUCACAGGUUCCUUCCACCAUAUGAUUUUUUUUUAUUAUAUUAUUAUCUCUGAAUAAUUUCUUUAAUUUACUUUUUUUUUUUUUUUUUCCUACGGAGGGUUUAGUUUCACUUACUGCUUUAUACCCAAAUCACAAAAAAAAAAAAUCUUCGAUACUGUUUUUUUUUUCUCACUUUUUUGGAGUAUUGUUGGUAGAAGUAUAAAGGGUAGGCGGUGGAUUGCUACUGUCGUGGUGUUUCGCCAGAAAUGCUUUUAAAUUGGUUGUAAUAAUCCAGAAACAAAGUUUUAUAUAAGAAACGCUGCUCAAAACACCUAUUUAUGUA